Molecule: messenger RNA, 1460 nt
Organism: Gadus chalcogrammus (walleye pollock)
Lineage: Eukaryota; Metazoa; Chordata; Actinopteri; Gadiformes; Gadidae
Exons: 4
Coding region: 465-1124 (219 amino acids)
Source: RefSeq, a predicted model, not a curated record
UCCAGAUGGCUUUACUCUGAUGUAUCAAGAUGUGGAGUUUGGGGGUCAGUUCUUCACAUUGACGUCUAUAGAAGAUGUGCAAGACAUGGCUACCCUGAAAGUUGUCCAAGUUGAAGCAGUCAUUUUAAAUCGCAGCGCUGUGGAAGAAGAAGAUGACAACUUACCAGAAUCAGACGUCAUGUCAUCCACAUCUUUAGCAUCCCAGGACACCGUUUUGCUUUCUUCAUCAUCUGAUGAAAGUCCUGCAUCAUACCGUUCCCGACCAUGGCCAAGACAGUUCGAUAUUCCACCAUUUUCCUUUGAAAUAGAGCUCUUGCUGGAGGCAGAUAACCGAGCUUACAACACCAAUGGAACUCUCUUAAACAACCCAAAAGUGACAAGAAGAAGAAGAAGAAGAAGAAGAGAGGGUGGUUCUGCUCACAGAAGUGAAAAAGACCAACAACAACAAGAUUAUCAGUGAGAAAAUGGAGAAGACCUUUCCAUAUCGGCGGUUGGAGGUUGUCAACCAGAUGCCUGCUGUCCCAGAUGUCAUGGAGAGAUGGCCUGCCCUUUUCUACGAAUCUCAGGUGAAGGAGGAGUUCAAGAGGAUCACAACUAUCAACCUGGACCGAACCUUUUUGACUAAGAUGGAUUUCUACACUCCAAAACUCCUGACUGUUUUCAAGACAAAGGGUGGGACUUCAGGCACAAAAAUAAAAAGUGUGUUGGAGUCACUCAAUCAGCAACAGAUCGAUAGCCAUGAUGCGGUCAUCCGUUGUCUGAUCCAUUUCCUGGGAGAAUCGACAGAGGAGCUCAUUAAGGACUACCAGCAGGAUGUUUCCAAGGAUGUCAUCGAACAAGACAUCAAAGACGGUGUGAUCAAGAUCCUUGUGCUGGGCAGUGCUGCAGAGGGUGCCCCCCCAACUGAUGUCAUCAUUGUGGUUGAUGGUACAGAGGUAUUGGGUGGUUGUAAAACACUCACCAAUGCUUGCAUUCUGCUCAUGGGCUUUGUGUACUCACUGAAUCUCAGUUAUCCUCCAAAAUUGAAAUACACAUUUGAAGUGUUUCAAAAGUUGCUUUUGGAGUUGGAUGAUUUAAAGUUCUCCCCCAAAGUGGAUUCUCUGAGAAGGAUACUGUUACAGUAAAAGGGAAAUGUGACUACAGCUCAUGCAGCAGAUGCAAUUGACUUAAUUGCGAAGUUGUUCAUAACUGUUCAUGAAAGGCUUUUAGUUAUGCACCUUGUUCUUUAGUGUAGGUUUGUUUCAUGACUUGAAUUACAGUAUGUAAAAAUGGACCUGUACAGGUUGGUGGCUUUUUUUUUUUUUUUUAAGAUUUGCAUUCUUUCUUGACUUUGAAUUUUAUUACUGUGUACUUAUAGGUCCAUUUACUAAAUUCCACUCACCAACGCUUGCAUUCUGCUCAUUAUUUUUGUUUCUGCUUUUUUUAUAUCUUAUGAUUUUAUAUUUUCACGUAGAAAAUGC